Messenger RNA from Trichoderma citrinoviride, 906 nucleotides. RefSeq lists its product as hypothetical. Bases 1 to 906 code for a protein of 301 amino acids. Gene Ontology annotation, biological process: rRNA processing. Gene Ontology annotation, molecular function: snoRNA binding. The record is from RefSeq and is a predicted model, not a curated record. The transcript has 2 exons. NCBI's taxonomy places the organism in Eukaryota, Fungi, Ascomycota, Sordariomycetes, Hypocreales, Hypocreaceae.
AUGGUCGUCCAAACCAGGCGAAGAAAGGCCCUGCAGGAAACCGCCCCAGAAGACAGCAAAGCCGAAGCCACCACACAGGACUUGACUACAGAGCAGCAGCCGGCCACACAACAGAGCCCCUCAAAGAAACAGAAGAAGGCAACCAAGGCAAAUGAUGCCCCCAAAGAGGACGCAGAAGAAGCAUCAAAAGCCGAGCCGGCCAAGGGCACCCUCAAGGUCUUCGGAGAUGACGACGACGACGAGGAAUUGAAUACACCCGUCAAAGCCCCUGCUUCAGCGGCUGGGAAGAAGGUCGAGGUGGAAGAGGAGGAGGAGGAGGACAGCAGCGAUGACGAGGCUCCCGAAGCAGUAUCGACCGCCAAGGCCGCCGAGGAUAUCAAGAAGUCUACGCAGGCCGCUCAGAAGGCAGUCCAAGAACAAGUCGCUGCACAAAAGCGCAAGCGCCAGCAGCUCGCCGAGCUCCUCAAGAAACAAGCCGAGGAGCGCAAGAAAGCAGAUGAAUCCACAGCAGCAGCACCGCAGGACGAACAGCAGCCCUCAGCCAAGCCAGCCGCCAGAGGAAGAAACCGAGCAGACAGGAAGUCCAACAUCCCUGCCGUCCUGCCUGCAGAAUUCCUCACAGACUCUUCAAGCGAGGAUGAGGACGAGGACGAGGCCGAUGACUCAACUGUAGCAGGGCAGCCCAAGAGGCGCAAGGUGGCUGGGGUCGAGAAGAGGCUGACGCGUCUGGACGCGGGGCCCAAGGACGAGGUGGUCAAGUCGACGGUGUACCGCGUCGAGAAGAAGAUGGAUCAGAGGCUCGCGCCCAAGGUGAAGAAGCAUUCCAAGGCGACCAAGGAGUUGCUCUUGAAGCGGAAUAGGCCUGCUGUGACGUCGGGAGCUGGAGGAUUCUUCAAGAGGAAAUGA